This is a messenger RNA of Cherax quadricarinatus, 3692 nucleotides long. RefSeq lists its product as uncharacterized. The record is from RefSeq and is a predicted model, not a curated record. Lineage: Eukaryota; Metazoa; Arthropoda; Malacostraca; Decapoda; Parastacidae.
AGUGAAAGAUAAGGUCCAGAUUAUCUCAGUUAUCAGUAAAUAUAAGUGAACAAGCAUACCAGGUUUGUUCACUAUGUGAGUGAAGAUACAUGAGUCACUUCCAUCAUACUACUCUCAACACCAGUACUCGAGGAAGAAUGGCUGCAGGUGCGGGAUCAGGCGACGGUGCAGGUCAGGGGGACGGAAGUGCCUUGUGGUCCAUUCUAUGGCUGGUUGUAUUACUCAUUAUUGGGUUCUGGGUAUCAGGCUUUUGUGCUGCCAUCUAUGUAUUGCUCAACACCUUUACUGCUUGCUGUGAAGGCAUUACUCCUGUUUGUGAGAUACUGAUGAAGGGAGUACAGUUUACUGGCCUUUGUGGAAAAUAUAUUGCUAAAGGCACGCCUUUCUCUGAGGCCUUCAAGUGAGCUGAUGCCAGAAAUAUGUAUCAAGAAAUGGUACUGCAAUCUGAAAAUUGAGUAAUAUUGUAAUACUGUACUUACUCAGUGUCUGAUAACAUUGAAACAUUACUUUUGUUAAAUGUUAUUAAGUGAUGUUUGAAUGUGUAAUAUUGUAUUUUUAUUGAAUUACAUUUUUCUAUAUUGUAUCUAUAUUUGUCAAUAUACACCUACCAUCCGACUUACGACCGAGUUCGGUUCCGAGAAACCGGUCGUAAGUCGAAAUGGUCGUAAGUCGAACUUUACUACUGAAUAUCAACAAAACAUUUUUGUAAUGACUAUUUUAUUGUUUUAUUUUGGUAUUUCAUGUUUUACUUUACUUUUUAUGCUGUUAGUACUGUAUUUUAUACUGUAAGGUUUAGGAUAAACACCGUGUACAACACAAAUACUGUAGUUGUUUAUUUUCCGGAAAUUUGGCAUGAAAAACACGGCCGUAAGUCAAGUGGUCGUAAAUUCUUGAUAUAAAGGAAUAAUAGGGAAGGAGCAGGUGACUAGUAUAAAAAGUGGAAAAUUCUGUAACUGAUGGAUUAUUUCUGAACCAAUUAACACAAAAGAAUUUUAUUCUGCAUUUCCAAAGUCUGCUAUAUAGAAGUUUGAUACAGCGAAGGUUUAUUUUACUCUCUCUUACUACCCAACAGGAAAACCAAGUGCAGUUUUCUUUAAGCAUUUUUAUAUUUACCUGGAGAGAGUUCUGGGGUUCAACGUCUCAAUGGCCCAGUCUGUGACCAGGCCUCGUGGUGGAUAAGGGCCUGGUCAACCAGGAUGUUACUGCUGGCUGCACGCAAUCCAACGUGCAAACCAUAGCCCGGCUGGUCAGAUACUGACUUUGGGUGCUUGUCCAGUGCCUGCUUGAAGACAGCCAGGGGUCUAUUGGUAAUCUCCCUUACGUAUGCUGGGAGGCAGUUGAACAGUCUUGGGCCCCUAACACUUAUUGUGUUGUCUCUUAAUGUGCUAGUAGCACCCCUGCUUUUCACUGGGAGGAUGUUGCAUUGUCUGCCGAGUCUUUUGCUUUCAUAGGGAGUGAUUUUCAUGUGCAAGUUUGGUACUAAUCCCUCUAGGAUUUUCCAAGUGUAUAUAAUCAUGUAUCUCUCCUGCCUGCAUUCUAGGAAGUACAGGUUUAGGAACUUCAAGUGUUCCCAGUAAUUGAGGUGUUUUAUCUCAGUUAUGCAUGCUGUGAAGAUUCUCUGUACAUUUUCUAGGUCAGCAAUUUCACCUGCCUUGAAAGGUGCUGUUAGUGCACAGCAAUAUUCAGCCUAGAUAGAACAAGAGACCUGAAGAGUGUCAUCAUGGGCUUGGCAUCCCUGGUUUUGAAGGUUCUCAUUAUCCAUCCUGUCAUUUUUCCAGCAGAUGUAAUUGAUACAAUGUUAUGGUCCUUGAAGGUGAGAUCUUCCGACAGGAUCACUCCCAGGUCUUUGACGUUCAUUUUUCGCUCUAUUGUGCGGUUGGAAUUUGUUUUAUACUCCGAUGAAAUUUUAAUUUCCUCACGUUUACCAUAUCGGAGUAGUUGAAAUUUCUCAUCAUUGAACUUCAUAUUGUUUUCUGCAGCCCAUUUAAAGAUUUGACUGAUGUCUGCCUUUAGCCUUGCAGUGUCUUCAAUGGAGGAUACCGUCAUGCAGAUUUGGGUGUCAUCUGCAAAGGAAGACAUGGCACUGUGGCUUAUAUCCCUGUCUAUGUCCGAUAUGAGGAUGAGGAACAAUGUAAUAUAUAGAUGUGCCUCUUCACUACCUACUAUACUAUAAUUUUUAUUUUUUUCAUGAACACUAAACAGUCCAUAUGAGUUUAGAGAUACACAUAUUUUUUUUAAUUUCCCAUUUUUUUACAUUUAUAGUUUAUAUAGGCCCUACAUUUUUGGAUCAUAUACAAUCACCCUGCCUUAUGGCUGUAAAUCUCAUUAGCUCUAGCAGGUGCACACAGUAAUAAUGGUAGAAUUACUGACUAAACGUUAGGUAAAAGAACACAGAUGUAUCUAAUAAGACAUUUUAUGUGGCAACAUUGCAUGUGGUCUUUUACUUAACAGGUGUACACAAAUAUUUUUUAAGAACAUUAUCAACCUCAUGGCACCAACCCUAUUCCUUUCCUCCUAAAGUGCAAGCAUUCCUGCCUACCUUAAUUAUUCAUAAAUAACCUACACACAGAAAGAAACUUACGAUGAUCUUUCGGUCAAUUUGGACCAAAAUGUCGCCAUAAAUUUCUUUCUCCUAUGUGGGGGUUAUUUGUAUAUUCCUCAAGUUAUGGUAUUGUGCCUUUUCGCUCUUUACCUGAAUUAUUUUUAUUGUGGGGAGGGCUAAACACUCAGGGGUCAUACAAUAUCUGUGUUAUGAGAGGCAGUAAGAUCUGAUUCCAGGAAAAUCAGAUCUGAACCUUUGAAUGUAGAGUUAUUCACCAGCAUCAAGGCUCCUGAUUCAAGGAAAAUUAGAUUUAAUCCCUUGAAUCAAGGGCCAUUUGCCAGCAUCAAGGCUGCCACCUGCAGUCAAUCUAGGGGUCACUGCCCCCAAAGCCCAGUCCCCGACCAGGUGCCUUAGCUGAAGGUCUGAUCAAUUGGGUUCUUGGUGCUAGCAGUAUACAGUCUUCAGUAGGCACCCUAGCCUGGCUGAUCAUUAAAUGAUUUGAAGAACUUAUAACGUGCCCUCUUAAAAACAGCUAGAGGGAUCCUUUGUUAAUUUCUCUGAUAUAUGAUACUGCAUAGGAAGGAAAUAUAAUGACCCCAAUGGAAAUAAGUCAUUUGUCUGACUUUUUUUUGGGUUAUCCUAGGAAAAUUACACAUAUGUUAAAAUAUGUAUGAUCAUUGUAGGUAUGUGUAUCUGUAUCUAAAUAAAUUUACUUGUGGUACUUGUGCACCCUAGCUUUUCACUGGGGGUGUUUGCACUGUCCACCAAGCUUCUUGCUUUCAGAGAGCACUGUAAUUUCAUGUAGAUUUGGAACCAAUACUUUCUGAAUUUACACCUGGAAUAUUCUGGAGAGAACAAGGGAAAGUUGCAAGCAUGAUGAGGAUGUGUUAAAGGAGAAAAGUUUGUCAAUGGGUGCCGAAAGACAUAUAUCAGAGCACAGUACAGUACUGUAGUAUAUAUUGGUGGCAAUCGUUCUGUAUGGAUGAGAAGCAUAGUCUUAAAAACUAACUUCAAUUCCGGGUACUGGAAAUGAAAUAUUAUUUUGAAUGCAAUUAGUUAUGUAAUUUUUUAUUUAUAAUUCAAAUAUACUGUAAAAAUAAGACAGUACAAUGUAUUGAAGUUUUUCCAGAAUAAACUAAAUACCAGGGUA